GUACUUUAAUAGCUCAAAUCAUCUCUCUUUAGUCUUUAUCUUGGGAAAUCUUUUCACAUAGUAUUUUCCACUUAAAGCACAAAGCAUUCACUUUCCAUAAACAACCUCUUUUCCCCCUUUCAGUUCCCAUACCCUUUCGGAGCAAGCAAGAGAAAGAGAUCGAGAGAAAGAGAGAUGGAGUUGUCAUAUGAAGAAGAAUUAGUUUCUUCUUGUGAUCCCGUAUUUUCAGAUGUUGAAUUCAGAAAACCGAAAGAGAUUAUGCUAAAAGAUGAAGGAGAAGAUGAAGAAAGAGAUAUCGGUCAAGAAGAAGAAGAAGAAGAAAGAAAGACAAAAGCUUGUGAUGGUGUUGACGAAUCAAGAUUGAAUCAAGAACUCAAUCUUUUAGACAGUUUAAACAUGGGUAAUUCAUCAGAAAGUACAACCCCACAAGCAUCAGAUACAACUGAGCCUAGGGUUUUUUCCUGCAACUACUGCCAAAGAAAGUUCUACAGCUCACAAGCACUAGGUGGUCACCAAAAUGCCCAUAAAAGAGAGAGAAAUCUUGCAAAAAGAGGCCAAAGAAUGGGGUUCCUAUCAGGUCCCAUGAUUUCAGCAGCUGCAGCUUUUGGCCAUACAUAUAUGCAGCAGCAGCAACACCAGGAUCAAAACUACUGUUCUAGCCUUUCAUCGCUUCCUCUCCAUGGAUAUAACAACAACAGAUCACUUGGAAUUCAGGUACACUCAAUGAUCCACAAGCCUUCUAAUUCCAUGUUUUCGAGUUCGGCUUCGGGGUUCAAGAGCUUUUAUGGAUCAAAAGGAUGGCCAUCUAGACCUCAUGUUGAUCAGCAACCAGCUAUAGGGAAGCUUAGUUCAGCAAGCUACGCCUCAAGUUUGGCGGCAGCUCCAUCAUCCCAUGGCGGUGUUGGGAGGUUUGAGGUAGUUAGGACAGGAAUGAGUUCAACCGGUAAGGAUGAGAUUGGUGGUCUAUGGUGGCCGGAGUUGAAGACUAAUCAAGAUGAGUCCCAAAAACUUGACUUGUCCCUCAAGCUCUAAUCAGUUUCCCCAAUUCAAUUACAUAUAAUAUUUUUUUUUUCCUUUUUAAUCCUUCUGGGUCGAGAAUCAUUUAUACUUAUGGUUUUUUGUUUAACUUUAUUUUUUGAAAAUUGAAAAUAGUGUGUAUAUUUUAGAUCUUGGAAAGAUUGAUUUCAGAUAUUGGUUAUAUAUUUAUUAAUUUCGAUCA
Messenger RNA from Lactuca sativa (garden lettuce), 1219 nucleotides. RefSeq lists its product as uncharacterized. Lineage: Eukaryota; Viridiplantae; Streptophyta; Magnoliopsida; Asterales; Asteraceae. The record is from RefSeq and is a predicted model, not a curated record. Gene Ontology annotation, biological process: negative regulation of abscisic acid-activated signaling pathway.